CAGUGUGUAGUGAACACAGAGUGAAUUGAGAAAUCGAAACUCCAGUUGGUCCACCCAGACGUCACCCCAUAAGUCCAUCACCCUUGCCGUUUUUGUUCUCAAAGGCAGUAAUCGCAAGUCGCCACUUCAUCUGGCUGGCAAUUCCGACACGCCACCAAUUCGACGUUUUUAAACAUCCGUUACACACACGCCUUGGACAACUAUUCACAACACUAGACCAUUAGACAGCUAGAGAAAACAGUUACACAGUAUGAAGUUUGGCAGGAAUCUCCCUCGUAACCAAGUCCCCGAGUGGGCAUCCUCAUAUAUCGACUAUAAGGGUCUCAAAAAAUUGAUCAAGGUUGCGGCGGGGAAAGCAGCCAAGUCAGGGGAGAAGGCGGACUUAGCAGAGUUCUUCUUUGCCCUGGACCGUAAUCUGGAAGACGUCGAUUCCUUCUACAACAAGAAAUUUUCUGAAGCCCACCGACGACUCAAACUGCUCCAGGACCGCUACGGGAGAAACCCCGAAGUUGUCACGGAUCUUGACGAUGACGAGGUGGAGGAGCUUAUGGGAGCUCUGCUUGAGCUCCGGAACCAGUUGAGAAAUCUACAAUGGUUCGGAGAGAUAAACCGCAGAGGCUUCAUGAAGAUAACGAAAAAGCUGGAUAAAAAGUUGCCAAAUACGACCACUCAACAUCGAUAUAUCACCACCAAGGUCGACCCAAAGCCGUUCGCAAAGGACACGACCAUAGCUCGGUUGGUUACCGAGAUCAACAAAUGGCUCUCCGUACUAGGCGACUCGCAGAAUCUGGACGAUUCCAAGUCUGACAAGUCUGCCCGAUCAGCCCGGUCACUAGGAAGAGCAUCUGUAAAAGCUCUGCUGAGUGUACCACACACUGUCUUCGACACUCUUGAGCAAGCUGUCCGGAAGGACAACGUAGCCGCUUUGAAAACUGCUUUGGUCGCUGGAAAUCUCGUCUUGCUGGACCCAGCAUCUCAGUCAAUGCUCUUGAACCUGCUUCAAAGGUCGAUCUCCUCGCGUUCGAAAGCAUGUAUCGCAUACCUCGUCCAACAGGUUAAGUCCCUGAUUGAAACCGAUGACUUGAACGAGCGCAACUGCAUUCACCGUCUCGUCAUUCACAUUGGCAGGACAAAGUCAGCCAACGCUGGUGACAUGGAACCCAAUGCUGUACAAUUUCCCGUGAGCUCCCACUACAAUAGUCACUAUGCGGCGCCCAACACACCUGGUCUUUUGCCACGUUCAGAGUCAGAAAACCAGACGGUUCUCCUCAGCAAAGAUGAUGAAGCGGUUCAAAUUUUGACCUACCUAUUGGACUGUCUGCAGCCUGCACAACGUUCUGCACUGGUGGCCCGAGACUCGUUAGGUCGGUUCCCUCUUCACUACGCUGCGCAGUUCGGCUUUGUUGUUCUGUGUGAGAUCAUCAUGGCCAAAAUGCAGGAGUGGGGUCUGUUCAAUGUUGAAAAGGGUAUCGAUGCUCCUGACUGGCAAGACAAAGAAGGCAACGCACCUCUCCAUCUGGCUGUGAUUGGUGGUCACCCUCUGACAACUAAGGCCCUCCUCCAGGGUGAAGACUGGCGUGGUGAUGGUGGAGCAAUUGCUCACUCCAGAGGAACAGUCUCAAAGUCUAGUGUCGUGCUAGCUAUUGCCACUAAAGCAAACUUUACAGCUAUUGUCAAGAUGCUGGUAGAGGCUGGCAUAGAUAUUAAUUGGCAAGACGAGACAGGGAACACAGCGCUGCACCUGGCUGCUCGCUUUGGCCAUGUCCAGUGUGCCCAGACAUUACUGGCAGGUUCCCCCGAGCAGAAGGCAAACCUGGAAUUAUCAGAGAAAUCUUUCGCCUGGACGCCACUACACAUUGCUGCUGUUGAUGGCCAUCUUCCAGUUGCCCAACUUCUAGUUGAAGCUGGAGCCGAAGUUGGAAAGAUGGAUGCUUUUGGUUGGACUGCUAAAGAGCAUGCCGCACUCAGGGGUCACAUGGACAUUGCUGAUCUCCUGCUUCAGCAUACUGAACCUGUUUUAUCACUCUCUGGCUCCGAGGAAUCCGAGGCUUCCACCAGCAGCUCGUCCCCCCCCGAGUUCUCAUCACUGGAAGAUAGGAAGUCAAACGGGAGCACAAGGGUUGCGGAGCCCGUCAAGUCCUUCGGUCAUCGGUAUCUGAGAGACGCGAGCCUUAUCAUGGUCAGUUUAGGCUCAAUGGAUAUGCGGAAGAACACCGAGGCCGUAAAGUUGGACCGGGUUCCUCUUGCAGAGGCUCACACCAAUCAAUUGGACACUGCGCUGUCUGUUGUGAUAUCUGCCCAGGGUGCCCAGGGUGAGCCAUCAAUUGUUGACCUUCCGGUGGACGAACAUUAUUCCACUGAUCCGGUUCUAUUCCAUGCCAAGGACAUCUCAAAGGUCAAGCUUCUAUUCGACAUCGUACCGACUUACUCUGGAAAUGAGAAGAACAAGGUCGGUCGAGGAGUUGCUCUAUUGUCGACAGUGAGGCCCACAAUUGGAACCAAGAGAAUGAACCUCCAAGGCGAUGUUUGCGUCCCUAUCAUGGCCGCAAACCUGGAAGUCAUUGGCACGGUGAACUUCAACUUCUUGGUCAUCACACCUUUUUCGCAUCCAAACAUGGAGGUCAACUCGCAGCAGACAUACUGGAAGAAGAUGUCUUCGACAAUGGUCAUCGGCCACCGCGGUCUUGGAAAGAACCUGACUACAAACAAGUCCUUGCAGCUUGGCGAGAAUACAGUCCCAUCCUUCAUCGCGGCUGCCAACCUUGGUGCCAACUACGUUGAAUUUGAUGUCCAGCUCACCAAAGACCAUGUGCCGGUUAUUUAUCAUGAUUUCCUAGUCAGUGAGACGGGUAUAGACGCACCCGUUCACACAUUGACCUUAGAACAAUUCCUGCACAUCAACUCAGAUUCGGGAUCGAGGAAUCACAGGAAUUCACCUGACAUUGCGAGUAGAGAUAUUGAGAGAAUCCGAAACAAUUCUCCAGGACCACGGCAGAGAUCGCUGUCCAUGGGCUUUGCGGGCGACGGUAACAACGAGCUCGAAGAGCGCAUGAAGCACACGCGAGACUUCAAAGCCAAGGGUUUCAAGGGCAACACCCGUGGCAACUUUAUCCAGGCCCCAUUCGCAACUUUGGAAGACCUCUUCAAGUGUCUACCGGAGCAUGUUGGCUUCAACAUCGAGAUGAAAUAUCCCAUGCUCCACGAGACUGAAGAACAGGAGAUGGACACCUACGCGGUGGAGCUCAACUCCUUCUGUGACACAGUACUUGCAAAGGUUUACGACUUGGCUAAGAAUCGAAACAUCAUCUUCAGCAGUUUUAACCCGGACAUAUGCCUGUGUCUCAGCUUCAAGCAACCCAGCAUCCCUAUCAUGUUUCUAACCGAUGCUGGGACCUGUGCUGUGGGAGAUAUCCGAGCGAGCAGUCUACAAGAAGCAAUUCGAUUCGCCAGUCGUUGGAACUUGCUGGGAAUUGUCAGCGUUUCCAAGCCCUUCGUCAACAGCCCCCGGCUGGUCAAGGUUGUCAAGCAAAGUGGCUUGGUGUGCGUCAGUUAUGGCGCUCAGAACAAUGAUCCGAUGUUGGUUCAGCGGCAAGUGAAGGAGGGUAUUGACGCGGUAAUUGUUGACAACGUUCUGGCGAUUCGGAAGGGAUUGACCAAGGAUGAGGCGAAAGCGAUCAAGGAGAUGUCGGAGCACUUAGAUACAGGCAAUCCACUUGAAAACGGCACGAAUGGUACGAGCAGCGCCGAGAAGGUCUCGGGUGACAACGAUGUCCAAACCGCAGUCGCUGCAAAGGCAUGAUCGCGAGGCAAUACGUCCCGUCCCAGCCUGAGCUAGAUCGGGUAGACGGGGCGAAGGGAGCAGAGCGUGUUGUGUUUGCUUUGGGCAUAUUAACUCAGCGUGCACGUACAGAGGAUACAUAUGAUCUACGGGACAGGAUUACUGGCAUACGAGGUUUCGAGCCAAUAACAUAAGUUGUGGUGGGCAUGAGUUGCCCGGUUUUUCCUUGA
This is a messenger RNA of Pseudomassariella vexata, 4008 nucleotides long. RefSeq names its product Glycerophosphoryl diester phosphodiesterase family-domain-containing protein. The coding region runs from base 251 to 3799 and encodes 1182 amino acids. The transcript has 5 exons. The record is from RefSeq and is a predicted model, not a curated record. NCBI's taxonomy places the organism in Eukaryota, Fungi, Ascomycota, Sordariomycetes, Amphisphaeriales, Pseudomassariaceae. Gene Ontology annotation, biological process: glycerophospholipid catabolic process. Gene Ontology annotation, molecular function: glycerophosphocholine phosphodiesterase activity; protein binding.